Molecule: messenger RNA, 773 nt
Organism: Microtus ochrogaster (prairie vole)
Lineage: Eukaryota; Metazoa; Chordata; Mammalia; Rodentia; Cricetidae
Gene: Il31
Product: interleukin-31
Exons: 4
Coding region: 166-624 (152 amino acids)
Molecular function (GO): cytokine activity; cytokine receptor binding
Source: RefSeq, a predicted model, not a curated record
GACAGCUGAAAUGAACCAGUGAGGCUACAACGUGAGGCCACUGGGGCUGCAUUGUCACUCUCCUGAUAACCGUAAAUUUGCUGGACAACGUUUUGGUGGCCGCUUGGAUGGACCCACAGAGCCUCAGAAGGACCGACGAAGCCUGCCUGGGUGCUGCUCUGCUGUAUGGGAACCUUGCUGGUCACCUGCGGUCCAUCCUUUGGUGCAUCUAUAACAAAGAGUGCACCUACAGCAGACAUGAUAAAAACUAUACUUAAAUACUUGAAACUUGAAUCUAAGGAACUGUAUGAAGACUAUAAGAAAAACAGCUCGGGCGAGGUGCCAAUAGACGAGUCCCUCCAGCUGCCCUGCUUCACCCUGGGCUGCGAAGCGUCCACCAACAUCUCCAUCAUCGAGGCCUACCUGGAGGAGGUCAGAAGGCUGAGCGAGAACAGAGUAGACACCUCCAGAGUCACAAAACGACUCAGCGAUAUCACGUGCUCCGACGUCAGGUGUUCCAAUUCAUCGAAACCGAGCGUCUCUGGGCCUGAUAAAUUCUAUGAGAUUAAAAGCUUCAAACUGACCGUUUUGAAACGGUUCUCAGAUUGCAUGGGAAAACUGGAGGCUAAGGACAGGAUAUGCUGAGUGAGGGGGCGGAGCUCUAGGGGAGAAUCCCCUAGUCCUCUGCCGUUCCUGUCCUCGGAGGGCUGGACUUGAGCCACAAGAAUUAACUUGAAAGGGGUAGCGCCAUUGUGACAAGCCUUGUUAUUUAUGAUAUUUUUAUUCUGUCCACU